AUGGGGACCCUGCAGACCCUUUUCCUGCUCAGCGCCCUGCUCCUGUCACCUGCCGAGGCUCAGGAGGCCGCGCAGCGUCGCCUGAAGCCCUGGCUGGUGGGCCUGGCAGCCGUCGUGGGAUUCCUGUUUAUCGUCUUCCUCCUCAUGCUGGCCAACCGCAUCUGGUGCUCCAAAGUGAGGGCUGAGGAUGAGGGGGAGCCCAGGUUCAGAAUAGAGACCAACCAGGAUGUGGACCUGAGUGAAAGAGACAAGAGGAAGAAGAAAGAGGAGGUACAGGAGGAGAAGGAGAAGAAGGCUGAGAAGGAAGGAGAGAGAAACUUGGGGCUGGAGCUGGAGGAGAAGGAGGAGCCCGGAGAUGAUGAGAGAGUCAAGAACACAGCCAUGUGAAGACUCACCACACACUUCUUCCAGGCAGCCCCCCAGAGGUACCCCUUCCACACCAUACAAGCAAUGACCUGGAUGUGAAGCCACCACGACAUUCCACGUGGAGUUGAGAACACCGCUCCCAGAAAGAAGACCGGUGGAACUCGCCCUGCCCCUCAGGGAGGGCUCUCCGUGUGCUACACGCGUGGGCUUUACCCGCCCUCCUUCCUGAUGUGUCUGCCUUGUGAUUCCUGGACUUGGAGCACAUUCUUGGUUAUGGAGAAACCCCCAAGCCCUCUGCCAUCUCCUGGCCCCACCUACGUCUACCCACUGCCUGAUUUCUUUUUCCUCUCCCUGACAUCUGUUGUCCAGAA
This is a messenger RNA of Panthera uncia (snow leopard), 737 nucleotides long. RefSeq names its product small integral membrane protein 24-like. Lineage: Eukaryota; Metazoa; Chordata; Mammalia; Carnivora; Felidae. The transcript is spliced from 4 exons. The record is from RefSeq and is a predicted model, not a curated record. The coding region runs from base 1 to 387 and encodes 128 amino acids.